AUGGCCGACGGGGAGUUCGUCCUCGUAUUCUCGUUCGUGGAUGCCGAUGGGUUCGCCGGAUUCGAUGCGUUUCGAGUGGCGGCGGACACGGGCCUCGUCGUGGGGAGUUACGGAGCGCUCUGCCGGCUCGGGACCGGAGCCACCUUCGUCCAGAAGGGCAUCCACCAGCCGGAAGACAAGAAGCUUCGGAUCUCUCGCAGCACACUAAUAGCAUCGUAUGACGACCUGCUGCUGGCUCUGGUGGAGGGUCGCCAGAUGACGAUCGCGGCGAUCGCGACCGACUGCGUGCAUCCCCUGCCGCCGGAGGUCAUCGUCGCCGAGGGCGGAUCCACUUACUACCAGUACUACGUCGUUCCAGACGGAACGGGGCUCGCCGUGGAAUGGCCGGGCCUGUCGCUCAGCGAGGUCGAGGGUCAGACGGUGAUCGCGGCGACCAGGGCGGUCAUCCGGCCGGACGGAUCCGCGGGCGUGUUCGCCAAUGCGUUCAACGCUCUGACGGGGGAGGACGAAUUUCCUCAUCCCUGGGGAUUCCAGUGCGUCCUUGGGGAUUCGGUCAAGUUCUUCUAUGCGUCGGGCGAUGCGAUCGAGGCGUUCGAGACGCACGAUCAAGUGGAUGCCGCCUUCAUGGAUGGGAAGGAAGUCCGGCUCGACGUCCAUGGCGAUUUGGCGGAGCUGACGGAUUUCGCGUCGGUGUUGGCGGCGCAACUGAGCGGGGCGAAACUGUUGGCGGAAAUGGAUUUGAGCGAAUGCGUGGACCCGACGGGGCAAGUUGACCUUUCCGGGGUCACGGUGGGGGCGUACUUACGAGACCUCGUCGUUCUCGGUCCCGGGACUCCAGAGGCGAGAAUUUUCCUAUCGGCAUUUGCCGUGCACAGUGACCCCAUCGGCGGCCUGGUCUACGAGACAUUCUCGGCGACCGUCGACGAAAACGGCAAUGCCCUCGUCUACCCAGGCCUCUGGCGGUUCGGCGAAAACGGCGAAUGGGGCGACGACUUCCGCGAAACCGUCUUGGAAUGCGCCCUCGGCGAGGGGGUGAGGAUCUUCGAGGCCUUGAUACCGGAAUGAAUUCAGACCG
Molecule: messenger RNA, 1075 nt
Organism: Darwinula stevensoni
Lineage: Eukaryota; Metazoa; Arthropoda; Ostracoda; Podocopida; Darwinulidae
Source: the annotation of a GenBank genome assembly